Podarcis lilfordi (Lilford's wall lizard) is the source of this 21849-nucleotide messenger RNA. The record is from the annotation of a GenBank genome assembly. NCBI's taxonomy places the organism in Eukaryota, Metazoa, Chordata, Lepidosauria, Squamata, Lacertidae.
AUGAGCCGGGCCCGGACAGGAGCACCUCUAGAGAGUACCAUGAGCUGGCCGGGCGAGGAAUGGAAGGUGGGUCUGCCGUCCCGGGCCUUGCGGGCCAUCGCCGAGGUGGAGCAGCGGCUGGAGCGCCUGCAAAAGGAGCGGCAGCAGAAGCAGGUGCAACUGGACACCCUGGAGGCCAUGAUGCACAAACAGAGGCAGAAGGUAAUUGCAGGGGCCGUGGGGCAGGGAGCUCGUACCUGGCAAGAGGCUCCCAUCCUCUGGGCACAUCCGCCAUGCAAGGGGUUUCUGUGGUUCCGGCUUGGGGCUCCAUUUGUUAUAAUAACAAUAAUGCAGACCAUCCAAGUGUCCCUAUUCUUCAGGGACAAUCCCGGAUUUACAGAAUGUCCCGCUUUCCCUUAGGAUGUCCCAAUUCUCAUUGGAGAAAUGUUGGACGGUGUGCAGUUAUGCGACCCCCGAGCCAAGGAGAUAAGUAACUAUACAACCUUUAAAAGACAUCUGUUUUUGUUUUUUUUAUAAGAUAUUUAUUAAGAUUUUCCAAAUGAUACAAUAUAAAAAUGAAAAAGAAAAUACAAAAUAAAAAUGAUUAAAAACCACUCAAUUUUUCCAUUACUUAUUUUUCCUUAGCUUGUUUCCCGGACCUCCUCAUACCUCCCUUUUUUGUAUUCCAGUUCAAUUUGUUGGUUCAGCAAAUCCUUACCCUCUUUAUUUAUCCUAAUCUUUGGUCUUAAAAUAGUAACGUUAGCUUUUUACCUAUUAACAACCCAUUUUUCAUAUUCCCUUAAAGCAUUACAGCUGGAAACCACUUAAUUUCUAUCCAACAGCAUUCUAUCAUUCAUUAAUUUUACAAUAUUUCUGUAAAUAGUCUUUGAAUUUCUUCCAAUCUUCUUCCACCGACUCUUCUUCCUGGUCUCGGAUUCUGCCAGUCAUUUCUGCCAGUUCCAUAUAGUCCAUCACCUUCAUCUGCCAUUCUUCCAAAGUGGGUAGAUCUUGUGUCUUCCAAUACUUUGCAAUGAGUAUUCUUGCUGCUGUUGUAGCAUACAUAAAAAAAGUUCUGUCCUUCUUUGGCACCAAUUGGCCGACAAUGCCCAGGAGAUGUUGGACAUAACAUAAUGAUGGCUGACUGGGAACAGUUAUGGACCACAGGUAUCAAGUUUACGGCAUGCAAUGCCCUAAGAGAGAAUAUUAUGAAAAUGAUAUACAGGUGGUACAUGACCCCAGUCAAGCUUGCAAAAAUCUAUCAUUUGCCCGAUAAUAAAUGUUGGAAAUGUAAAGAAACUGAAGGUACAUUCUAUCACCUUUGGUGGACGUGCCCAAGGAUUAAGGCAUUCUGGGAAAUGAUCUAUAAUGAAAUGAAAAAGGUAUUUAAAUAUACCUUCCUGAAGAAACCUUUAAAAGACAUCUGAAGGCUGAAGUAUAGGGAAGUUUUUUAAUGUUCAAUGUUUUAUUAUGUUUUUAUAUAUGUUGGAAGCUGCACCCCAGAGGGGCUGAGGCAACCCAUUCAGAUGUGUGAGGUAAAAUUAUUAUUAUUAUGGAACAGGACAUCCCAAUUUUCACCAGAAAAUUUUGGAGAGUAUUUAUACUCUCCAAAUUUAUUCCUUGUACCCCGCCUGUCUGACUGGAUUGCCCCUAGCCACCCUGGGUGGCUUCCAACAGAGUAUAGAAGAACACAACAAAACACUGGACAUUAAAAACUUCCGGAUACAGUGGUACCUUGGUUUAAGAACAGCUUAGUUUAUGAACAACUUGGAUUAAGAAUGCUGCAAACCCAGGAGUAGGUGUUUUGGUUUGUGAAUUUUGCCUUGGAAGCAGAACAUGUUCCGCUUCCUGUUGAGUGUGUUCCAUUUGUAAAUUGAGUCCCCCGCUGCUAUGGGAAAGAACGCCUUGGUUUGAAGAAUGCUUUGGUUUAAGAACGGACUUCCGGAACGGAUUAAGUUCGUAAACCAAGGUACCACUGUACAGGGCUGCCUUCAAAUGUCUUCAGAAAGUCGUGUAGUUGUUUAUUUCCUUGACACCUGAUGGGAGGGUGUUCCACAGGGGAGGUGCCACUACUGAGAAGGCCCUCUGCCUGGUUCCCUGUAACUUCCCUUCUUCAAGUGAGGAAACCACCAGAAGGCCCUUAGAGCUGGACCUCAGUGUCUGGGCUGAACAAUGGGGGUGGAGAUGCUCCUUCAGGUAUACAGGACUGAGGCCAUUUAGGGCUUUAAAGGUCAGCACCAGCACUUUGCAUUAAUCCAGAGGUGGGGAACCUUAGACCUGCGGGCCAAAUGUGGCCCUCAGGCAUCUUUCUCUGGCUUUCAGGAAUCAGGCUGUAUGAUAUACUCGGCUCCACCCCCUCAUUAGUCCUCUUUUUUUUCCUCCUGGCUGGCAUGUGACCCUGAAGUCUGACAAUGCCUCUCGCUUGUGUGGCUGGAAGAUAGAGGAAAGUGUGUGUGUGUAAGGUAGCAGGGGUUUUUGUGGCCCUCGAUCUGAAAAAAAAAAAAUUCCCCAUCCCUGAAAACUUUCAAAUGUACACAGUUUAUUUGUAUGAGCACCUGGGUCAGGGGUCUGCAACCUUUAAGACAAAAAGAGCCACUUGGACCCGUUUCCGAAGGAAAAAAAACUGGGAGCCGCAAAACCAUUGCGACAUAAUCAGUGCCUGAUGUAAAUAAUAAUUAAUAAUGAGGGCCCAAUGUCAUCCUCGUCAUUAUAAAAAUAACUUUUUUGUCACUUUUUUAUUAUUUCUUUGUUUGAUCCCUCAGAAUUACUCCUCCUCAUAGAAAUAAACGUUAAAUUAACAUGUUACCUUUUUGUGUGUGUGUGUUCUUCACUCCCCUUCAAAACAGUGACCAGCGUACAUGCCCCUUACAAUGUAGUAGUGACCACCAUACAUGCCCCUUACAAUGUAGCGGGCGGGCGGGAAGGUGACGUCGGGACGGUGCGUGACUAACGCACGCACCGCCCCCAUGCGACGUCACAGCCAGUACAGCGCCCGCCACAGUGGGGAGUGUCGGGGCGCACAAUGCGCCUCCUGCCCUCGCUAGUAUCCGCCCCGGAGCCGCGGCAAAGGUGUAAAAGAGCCACAUGCGGCUCCGGAGCCGCGGGUUGCCGACCCCUGACCUGGGUCAUGAAACUGAUACAGUGCUUUUUGGGUGUGCUUCAGAGCUAUCCUUACAACAACCCUGUAAGGUAGAACAACAUUUCCCUCCUCCCCUUUCACUGCAGACACGCUGCAUAGAGUUCCUAGCCCAGGGUGACCAUGUGUCCUACUUUAAAGAGGAUGGUCCUCUGUUCCGUUUAAAGACAAAAGCCCUAAGAACAAAGAGCACUUUGGAGGUUACCUAUCAAUAGCCAGCAACUGAGCAAGCCACCUUCAAGACUGCUGGGGUGCUGAGGCUAAUAAUUUGCUUCUAAUCUCCUGUGAGCUAUGAGUGAGCUGAUAUUUGAACCAAAUGUGAAACUUAUACCAUUAACCCAGCCUUUGCCAACUUGGUGCCUUCCAGAAGUUGUUGGACUACAACUCCCAUCAGCCCCAGAAAGAACUGAUGGGAGCUGUACUCCCAACAACCUGUGGAGGGCACCAGUUGCCGACAGCUGCAUUAACCAAUAUGCCGUCUUGGCUCUUACUCUGCAUAGUGCUUAUGUAUUGCUGUUCCCAUUUAUGGUGCAUGUACUAUCUCAGAGUCCCUGCAAGGUCGGCCAGUGUGGUUAUUGCCCCAUAGCUCAGGGGUAGAGGAUUAAGCCCAGGCCAAUCGCAGGUCCAUGGCUGACUGGAGAUUGGUAGUCAGCAAAAAAGGAGGGUAUGAAUCUUUUAAGUUUUUGAAAUUUAUCAAAAAGCAAGCUUCUAGCCCUUGUGAUACUGGAGAAAAACUCAGGAAUAUUUCUAUAAUCUGUUCUUUCUUGGCAAAUAAAAAACCAGACUGCAAGCUGGGAAGAAGCACUGGAAGUGCAAUAAACCAGGGGAAACAAUGCAGUAUCUAUAUAUGGGUCAUGAAACUUGAUUUUUUUAGUGCGGAGUGUUCAGAAUGUACCCAGCGGAAUCACAUUUUGGAGCAAGGAAUAUCACUACAGUAUAUAGGCAGGAUGUGCAGCAGGAGUAGGGAACCUUUUUCAGUCCAAGAUCCACAUUCCCUUCUGGCCAACCUUCUGAGGGCCACAUGCUAAUUGUGGGUGGGGCCCUAGGCAAAAGUGGGUGGAGCAAGGAAUGCAAAUAUUACAUACAACCCUACACACCUUUCUGCGCUCCAUCCAGAGAAGCAAGAGGCACGAUCAGAGUUCAAGGGCACAUUCCAGGCAGGCAAAAACGAGCUCUGUGUGUAUGCAAAGGAUGGGUAUGUGGCCCAGAAAGAUUCCUGAGGGCCAGAUAAAGAGCCCUGGAGGGCCAUAUGUAUAACCAACAUUGGUUUGCAUCCAACAGAGUUUUCAAUAAACUGAAAUUGGGUGAUGCAUUUUCAUUCAUUUCGACAGGUCUCCUCUGAGCAGGGCUGGAUUGGAGCUGUGAUUCCUCCAUUGGCGGGGGCUGGACUAGAUGUCCCUUGGGUCCCUUCUAUGAUUCCGUGGACACAAACCACACUGCGAUUUUUUUGGUUUUGUUUUAAUGCGGCUCAUCUCUCGCUGUUCUUUGCAGCACGAAGAGGAACGGGCCUCAUGGGCCCUUCUCUCUCAGGAGAACCGGAGUCUGGCCGAGGCGUGUGAGCAAGUGGAGCGUAGCCGUCAGCGGUUGGCGCAGGAGCUGCAAGCCAAAGAAGCCCAGCUGAGCUGCCUGGAGGCUCAGCUCGCUCAGGCGACCCGACGCCAAGCGGAACUGGAAGAAGAGCUGCGUAGGUACAGUGCAGGAAACGUAGCUGGGAUUCGUGGGGUCGGUGGGAUUGGCGUCACAAGGACAGAGACGAAAGCAGCAGUCUGUGCCCCACAGGUUUGCAGGCUUGUCAGGUGGAAGCAGAAUUCAGUAGCCAGGGGCAGGGAUCCUAGGAACAACUUUUAAAAUAGCAAAACAAGUUUCUAGACCUGAAGGCCAAGAGGGAAGGGGGGGUGCAAUGCUUGAUGAAAGGACAGGGCUUCAGUGUCCUAGACAGGCGUUUGCUGUGCCUGGUGCUUACAGGAGCUGAAGAAAUUAUAGCACAGUCAGCAGAUAUAUGCAGAUUAGUUUGAUUUCCAUAAAUCUGUGCAGGUAGCAAAAUCUCUGAGCUUCCUUUGGUAAUAAAAGCUGGCAUUUGGAGCAUGCAAAAUGCUCUGUCUACAUUUGCUCAGUAAGUCUUACAACAACCCUGUAAGGUAGGACAAUGUUAACCUCUUGAAUUAUGGAUCAGGGUGGGUGGGGAUUAAAAUGGAAAACAUGCAGCCAAGCACCCUGUUCUCAACAGUGGCCAACUAGACACCUCCGGGAAGCAGGACCUGAGCACAACAGCAAACUUCCGGAUUCCCGGCAAUUGGGAAUCAGAGAUAUACGUCUCCCAACAGUGGCAUAGCCAUUGUGGCUAGUACCCAGUGAUAGCAAUGGGUUUGUCUAAUCCUCUUUUAAAACCCUCGAAGCUGGUGACUACCACAAAACCUCCAUUCAUUCAUUCAUUCAUACAUUCAUACCCCACCCAUCUGAUUCAGUUGCCUUAGCCACUCUAGGUGACUUCUUUGUCAAGGACAAAACAUAAAGCCUGAUGGAGAGUUUAUACCCUCCAAAAUUUCUCCAAUGAAAACAGUGACGUCCUAUUCAAUAAUAAUAAUAAUAAUAAUAAUAAUAAUAAUGUUACUAUUUAUAUCCCACCCAUCUGAUUGGAUUGCCCCAGCCACUCUGAGUGGCUUUCAACAUAUAUAAAAACACAAUUAGACAUUAAAAAACUUCCUGAUCCAGGGCUGCCUUCAGAUGGCUUGGGGGUCAGAUAACUCCGUAACCUCCAACAUUUCUCUGAUGAAAAUAGGGAUGUCCUAAGGAAAAGCAGGACAUUCCGGGAUUAAAUCAGAAACCGGGAUGGCUUUUGUAAAUCUGGGACUGUCCCUGAAAAUAGGGAUACAGUACUUGGAGGGUCUGAGUUUUUGAAGGGAUGCUUUGCUAUCCCGAGCCAAAUUCCAAUGUACUCCUGCCAACCUAGCAGUUCGAAAGCACGCCAAAGUGCAAGUAGAUAAAUAGGUACCGCUCCGGCGGGAAGGUAAACGGCGUUUCUGUGCGCUGCUCUGGUUCGGCAGAAGUGGCUUAGUCAUGCUGGCCACAUGACCCGGAAGCUGUACGCUGGCUCCCUCGGCCAAUAAAGCGAGAUGAGCGCCGCAACCCCAGAGUCGGCCACAACUGGACCUAAUGGUCAGGGGUCCCUUUACAUUUUAAUGCCCCUAAACAAAAUACGUUAGGUCAGCAGAUUCGAACUGCUUAAAUUCUAUUUUCCUGGAUCAGUUCUUUAUUUGGAACACCCCAUGAAACAUUAAAAAAAAAAGCUGGUCCAUUCCAUUAGCUGGAGUAAAAAGUCACCCAGGUACAGGAUCUCGCUGCAGACUGGUACACACAGGUACACUGCCUAUGACUGUGGAGGAUCUUCUUUCUCCUGUUUCCUUCCCUCUGCCUCCCUCCAGGUGCCAAAUCGAACUGGACAAGCUGCAGUCGCAGUCCCACUUGGCCCUCCUGCCCCCCCGCUGGGGUUCCUCCACGCAGUGGGCCGAAGGUAAGAAACCGGAAGAUGAGGAAAGGGCACAGGGUCCUCUUAGGCCAAGCCAGUGGGCAAGAGGCGCCUCUUCCUACGUCCGGGGAUUAGAGGCUUUGCCAGAUGGAGGUGGAAUUAGCGGCUGAAGAGUCACGGGAAAGAGUCAAGGCAGCGUCUGUGACUUCGUGGUGGGGGGGGUGAGGGAAAAGGAGGGGUUGUCAGUUGAGGGAUUUAGAUUUAUUUAGGGCAUUUGUACCCCCCCCUUCAUCCCAAAAGGCUCCUACAAGGGCCGUCCCUGCCCACAGGCUUACAAUCUGAAAACAAGACAAAACACGACACACAAGGGAAAAGGGACACGGAGGGAAGAGGAAAAUCAAAACUCUGGUGGCUUGGAGAUGGGGUGGUAGUCCACAGCGGAGUGGUUUUGCUCGUGUCUAUAUACCGUGUUUUUUGCUCUAUAAGACGCACUUUUUCCCUCCUAAAAAGUAAGGGGAAAUGUGUGUGCGUCUUAUGGAGUGAAUGCAGGCUGUGCAGCUAUCCCAGAAGCCAGAACAGCAAGAGGGAUCGCUGCACAGUGAAAGCAGCAAUCCCUCUUGCUGUUCUGGCUUCUGGGAUUCAGAAAUAUUUUUUUUCUUGUUUUCCUCCUCCAAAAACUAGGUGCGUCUUAUGGUCUGCUGCGUCUUAUAGAGUGAAAACGUCUUAUAGAGCGAAAAAUACGGUAGCCUACUACCACAGGUAGGCUUUAUUCAAUCUGCAGACCCAAAUUGGUUCCCUGGGCAACCAGUUCUCCCUCUGUUCUCUAGGUGGCAUCGAGGCCAAAGCAGAGCUUAGCAGGACCCUUGCAGCCGGAGCAAGUGUGAGUAUUGCUUUAAUGUGGCUUUGGAACAGCUGGUGCCCUCCAGGCUUUAGGACUCCAGCUCCCAUUAGCCAGCGCUGGCUGAAUCCGAUGGGACUUGUAGUCUAGGCAUAGCUGUCAAGUGUCCCUUAUUUGAAGGGACAGUCCCUUAUUCCAGCGCCAUGUCCCGCUGCUGUCCCUUAUUGAUGGAUGUCCCUUAAAUGUCCCUUAUAUUUCAAAGGAAGCAGUGCCUCUCCCUCCCUGCCUGCCAGCCAGGGAGGAGGGAGGCUCCAACUGUGUUGCUUGGCUGUGUUGCUCACCCAAUAAGAAGUCUAAGAAUGACGGGGGGUGGAGCUUGCAUGCCUUGUGUGUGGCUAGUUAAUGCAAGCUGAGGGGGUUUUUGAAUGCUGGACGCCAUUUUGUUGCACGUGCUGCUGCAAAUUUUGCAGUGCAAAGCCAGGCCGGGGAGCCAUCUUAAGUUGAGGCUGCAUAGGCCUUGUGGUGCAUGUGAUUCAGAUUCUAUUCAGUUGAACCUCUGGUUACAAAGUUGGUUGGACAGUGUUCUCGAAGCUACCCAGCAUGAGUUUGACCAGACUGCAGGAGGACAGGAAGACUGGAGUGCCUGGAACAGGUGAGGCUGCAGGUCCCUUAUUUUGGCUGCUGGUCCCUUAUUUUCAGAUCUGUAAGUUGACAGCUAUGAGUCUAGGACACCUGAAAGGCAUCAGAUUGGCAGAGUCUGCUUUUAAAGCUGGUCUUGGACCAUGAGACCUUCUCUUACUCCUUCCCCACUUUCCAGCAGAUUCAGGACAGCAGCCCUGCCGUCGGAGGCCCCUGCGGGAAGGAGAGCCCCACCGCCUCCUGGCAGCAAGAAGCGGCUUGUCCCAGUGCCCCACCCGGGAGCCCCAUCCCCACAGAGAAUGGCGAAGGGGCCCAGGCGAUGGCAUCAGAACUGGCAUCCAUGGGAGAGAGGCUCGAGAAAGAAAAUCAAGGUAUCGGAACGUGGUCUGUAGGUUUUUAAAAACCCUGCGGCCCUCAGAAUUCCGCCCGGCCCUCAGAACUCUCCCCGGACCACAAUUCUCCCUGGCCUUGCUGGGAAUGUGUGAGGCUUACCAUGCAAACGCAGCGUUUGCAUCAUUGCUCCACCCACUUUAGACUCUGGUCCUGCCCACCACGUGGCCCUCGGAAGGGAAUGUGGCCCUCAGGGUGGAAAUGGUUCCCCACCAAUGCCUUUCCCCUCCUCUGCCAUUCAGAGUUGAGACUCGCUCUUGGCAAAGCAGAAACCCGGAUGCAAGAAAAGGAAAGGGAACUGUGGAAUUUGCAGGGGCAGCUGGAGCUGAUCCGAGCUGAGCUGGCUCAGUGGAAGAAGCAGCGAGGCGGCCAGACAGAGGUGAGUAGGCAUGAGACUCUAAAUUUCAGGAUCAUGGGUUCGAGCCCCACGUUGGGCCAACACUUUCUGCACUGCAGGGGGUUGGACUAGAUGACCAUCAGGGUCCCUUCCAACUUAAGGUUGACUUAAGGCUGAGCACAUAGCUCUAGUGCCAGCCUUUGUCUAUAUGCCAUGGUGGCCUGCUUGACCAAACCUCUGGUGCUGAGGCUACGGGAGGGGUCUAUGCUACUGUCGCCCUGUUGACCAAACCUCUGGGUCUUGCAAAACCAGGCUGGCAGCAAACUCAUACAUUUUGGUGAGACCCUGGUGGGCCAUAUUGUGGAAGAAACUGGUAGGCCAAAUUUGCCACUUCCACAAAGAGAGGACAGCAGUAGGAGAAAGGGCAGGAGGUGGGUGAUUGCGGCCUAUAAGUAUCUAAAAGGGAAAGGGAAAGGGACCCCUGACCAUUAGGUCCAGUCGUGACCGACUCUGGGGUUGCAGCGCUCAUCUCGCUUUAUUGGCCGAGGGAGCCGGCGUACAGCUUCCGGGUCAUGUGGCCAUGUGGCUUAGCCACUUCUGGAGAGCCAGAGCAGCGCACGGAAAUGCUGUUUACCUUCCCACUGGAGUGGUACCUAUUGAUCUACUUGCACUUUGACGUGCUUUCGAACUGCUAGGUGGGCAGGAGCAGGGACCGAGCAACAGGAGCUCACCCCGUCGUGGGGAUUCGAACCGCCGACCUUCUGAUCGGCAGGCCCUAGGCCCUGUGAUUUAACGCACAGCGCCACCCAUGUCCCUCAUAAGUAUCUAAUCCCAACCAAAUUUAUGCACACAUUUGCGUGGCUCCUUUUAAGAAAUACUAUUAUUAGGCAGAGCUUUUUGUGGGAGGGGUACAUAAAGACAUUAAACCUGCAUGGUUCCAAAAGCGAUAAGGCAUCCUCUUGUCCUCUCCGAGGGGCGCUGUUAAUUUCGCUUUCCAACUGCGCAGGGGGCUUGUGCCUCACCAUAAUGGCCUCAUUUGUCUCCACAAGCAACCCUGUGAGGAGGGCUAUUAAUAUUCCAAAUAGAGGAAGAGUGAUUGCAAUUCUUGCUCUAGCAGCCCCAUCCAAGAGCUGUAAUGGUUGAGUGGGGAUCUGGGCUGAUUUGAAUCCAGGCCUUGCCCUCCCUAGUUUGACUCUUCAAUUCCUAAACAGCUCCUGUGCCCCUACCUGCCUGUCCUGUGACAGUUAGGAGUCCAGGCUUUGUGAUGGCCUGGGACUCGGGCUCGGACUCGGAACCAAGUCUGGGGUCUGGUUCUGAAGAGCCCCAGUCUGCACACGUUCCCCUGCAACAAGCACCAGCCGGGCCGAGUCAGGGGCCUGAGCCUGCCCUGGCUCCAGAUACGGGGAUUACCUCGUUGCCCUCAGCUGGGCAAUCACUUACAGCUGCUCCGCUACCGGUUGGGUCAAGGGAGGCUGAGGUGGCCUCUGGGUCUAGUAACCCACUGGCAUCUCCCGAGCUGCAGAGACUAAGGUCUGAGAGAAGGAGAGACCUGAGUACUUGCAGGAGGAGUGCUUGACUUCGGGCAAGACAGGGAGGUGAGUCGCCGAGGGAUCAGGACCGGCUGUUACCCUGACAAAGCUAAAAGGCUGUUGGACCCUGCCCCAGGUUGCGGGAGCAACAUUGCUGCUUGCUGGAACCUGCCUGAGACCCUGUACCUGACCUAGCCUGGUUUCCUGCCUUGUCUCCUGCCUUGGCCCUGUCGGACUGACUCCUCGUGGACUCCUUGGAUUCGGGACCGGACCUGGACUGCGUUGCUUGGGUUAACCCCUGGGCCCAGCACAGGCUUCCAGCUUGGUGGAGGAGCUUUGAGCUCCACCACCUGUUUUUCAGAAAGAGGCUUGCCUGCAAAGUGUUAGCUCCCCCACCCCCAAAAGUGCCGCAGAUAGGGUGCAUCUAUUGCCCCUCGCUGGGGUAGCAUGGGAGAACUGUAAUUACGAAUUUGCAAAAGGAAAGGAAAGGAUGGAAAUGAUCCCCAAACCACCCCACUCUCUUUUAAAUGAGGCUUCCCCUGCCUUGUAAAAAGAUAAACAAACCCACAUCAUGAAGCUCUGGUCCAUCAGGACAAAUGGGGAACUGCCCCACCAACCUUGGCCUGCCCUCAAGCAGCCCCCACCUGCCUGCCUUCUUUCUUACAGCCAGUCCAGGUGGUGGCCCUGCUUGCCAGAGUCCUCCUCCUUGGUCUCAGCGUUGCCCCUUGUACCUUCAGCAGGAAGGCAGAUAGGGACCAAACUAGCUUUAGUUGAUUCUGCCUGCCAUUGGCUCUGGCGCCACCUACUGCUGGGCUCCCUACCUUCUGCCCUACCGGUUCAAAUGGGCACCAGCUACUGUUGGUGUGAGAGAGAAAGGGGAUCCACAACCACCCCCUAAAUCCUGGCCUCAGCUCUGCGCAAAACCAUGACGAAGCAACUUUGCUGGUUGGGUAUCCCCUCCCCCCUUCCUCAUGCACCGCCUGACAUGUUUUACGAGGCCCCGUGUCCUCGUCGGUUGGCCGGGCGCAAUUAUUAGCACCAUUAAUUAUCGCCUGUGUUUCUUCGCAGGAAACGCUACUGAAGGUAGCAGCCAAUGUUUCCCAUCACCCCCCCAGCCGGCCCCCAAUCUGCCGGUGGAGAGUUUUACAAGGCUGCGGCUCAUCAGCCGAGUGCCUUUUUACAAGCUUCUUCUCAGGAACAGAUCAAGGGAGUCUUGGCAGCGCUGGAGGUUGCAGGGGGCGGGGCGGGGGACGACAACAGGCACUUUUAUGCAAGAUGCUGACUGCAGAGUGGUCCGAUCCAGGCUCUCCAUUGGCUGCAACACCAGGGGAACCAGCAGGGCUUCACAAUUCCUGCCUCUUUGGCUGGCUAGGGAGUGUGUGACCUCCAGGCCUCCCUAUGUGGUCCUCAGGGCUUUCCCCGGCCCAGGCCCCCUCCCAGAGGACACCCCUCACCAGCCUUGCUCCUCGCUCUCCUCAAAAUGGUCCUGUGCUGUGCCCUUGAAUUGUGAUAAUUCUUCAACUGCCUGGCAACAGGGUGGAUAGAUAGAUGUGUAGAUUUGGGGCCUAGACACCUCUGCCUUUACCCUCAUGGCUGUAGCAUAGCCCAUAAUACAAUAACACAUAGGGUGCUAUCCCCUCUUAAUAACAUAAGAGUCUGGCUGCUGGUUCAGGCCAACGGCCCAUUUAUUUCAGCAUCCUUCUCUUCCAAUGGCCACUGGGCUAUUGCUCAGGUGAGGACGUUUCAAGUGGUGGCGCAACGGUUGACAUUUAUUGCCUCCCUCUAAUGGAUUGGAGUUCCUUUCUUUUUCUUCUGUUCCAGAGCAGCUCCCUGGAAAGCAGAGGGAGGCGGCCGUCAGUGGAUGUGGGAGACCUGCGCCAAAGCAGGCACCAGCAAAAGGUGGGCUAAUCUUCCUAACAUAUUGUUGCACCCCCCCCAUCUCUGAAUGUUUCAGGAGUUUCAGGCACUUAUCAAGGAUUCAUGUUUGGUUUUGGAAAUGAGGCACAGCAGAGACCGUGGUGUCCUUAUGAUAGAUGGUUUAUUUCCAUAUAUAUACAAUCCGAGCCUACAGUGGAGGGUUUUACAGCAUUUACACUCCAAUAGGGUCUUGCUUCUCUCAUAGCUGCAGCCUUGGAUUCAAGCAGAAAUCAAUCACGGCUCUCAAACUCACUCUGGCUUGCUGCUUUACUUCCAGGUCACAUCACUGUGACUAAACUCUAACUCUGGCUUCGUCCUUCUUCUAACUAACCAUGAGUUUGCUGUCUUGCACAGAGCCACGUUCCUUUGUUUUCCUUAAUGGCCCAUCUCCCAGGCUAUCGCCUCAACACUAGGGGUGCCAUAUUUCAAAAGUAAAGACCAGGACACCCUGAAAGUUGUUGAGCACUUUUACAAAAAAACCAAAACCCUACGAUUUUUCGAUUGACUUGUCUAAAAUCCAGCACCACAUUUUGGAAAUUCCCCCUGGACGUCAAUUCCGCCUUUGAAAAUCCAGACGUAUGGCAGCCCUACUCAACACAGGCAGCUAGCCUGGCUUAUGUUUUAACGCUUGCUGGAUCCAGGGGUUAGAAAGGUAUUGCACAGAGCCUUUUCCCUCCUCCCCCAAACUCAUAACAAUAUAAUAUAAUACAGUACAUAAUGUAAACCAUACGCAUGUGCUAUGGGCUGCUUUCAAACAGGGAGCUCAGGCAGAACUGCAGUACAAAGAAUCCAUGGGUGCAAAAAGAGCACUGGGACUCAGCCGCGAUUGAUGAUGACGCCGUCACUGAAAUGUCACUAAGUUAAUGGAGACUUGUAGCAGGAUACUGAUCUGUCUCUACAGCUGGGGUGCUUCUGAAUACCAGUUGCUGGAAACCACAAGAAGAGAGAGUCUCUUGUGCUCGAAUCCUGCUUGCUGGUUUCCCAUAGGCAUCUGACGGGCCACUGUGCGACCAGGAUGCUGUUCUAGAUGGGCUCCUGGAUAAGUUACGACUUGGCGGUUUCACACUCUUGUCUCUCUUUUUAAGUUCCUGGCAGUGGCUGUCUAAGGUCCUCUGGCAGAGAGAAUUCCCUUUAAGACCUCUUUAAACUGCGAUUGAAGCAGGAACCUUCUGCAUGCAGAGCAGGUGUUCUGCCACUGAACUGCCGCUUCUCCACGUUUCUGAAUUUUUAAAAAAUGUGCUGGCAACUCCCCAUGCAUUCAAGGCACAGGCAACCGCGCAUGGGCACAUCGCUGCGAACCUGGAAGUGGCACAGAAAGGGGCAAGAGCGGCCCUAAAAGAGUGCGGAAAUGGCAGAAAUGGUGCGAAAACAGCGCCUAGCAAUCCCAGGAGCCUUUGCAAGUGCAAUCCCAGAAGCCUUUGCACUGACCAUUGAGGCCUGUGGAGAGUUGGAGUUAGGUAAAGAGAAUGGGGUUAAUGUCAGACCUGCAGACACUCAUCCUUCCUUAUAGAGAGUCACGAAUAGCUGAAGCCUUAAAAAGGUAAAGGGACCCCUGACUGUUAGGUCCAGUUGUGGCCGAUUCUGUGGUUGCGGCGCUCAUCUCGCUUUAUUGGCCGAGGGAGCCGGUGUACAGGUCAUGUGGCCAGCAUGUCUUAGCCGCUUCUGGCGAACCAGAGCAGCGCACGGAAACGCCGUUUACCUUCCCACCGGAGCAGUACCUAUUUAUCUACUUGCACUGGUGUGCUUUCGAACUGCAAGGUUGGCAGGAGCAGGGACCGAACAACGGGAGCUCACCCCGUCGUGGGGAUUCGAACCGCCAACCUUCUGAUUGGCAAGCCCUAGGCUCUGUGGUUUAACCCACAGCGCCACCCGCUUAGCAAUAUAUUAAAUGGUUCGGUGAUUUGACAGUGUCCGCACUAAAUUUUUUCCUUACAUGUGUCUGAUGUAAGCAUGGAACAACACUCUGCAGGUUUUAUUGGAAUGGCAUUUUACCAUAAAAUUAAUAAAGUACUCUUUGAGUUGUUUUAACUCAGCUCUCCUGCCACGAUAUUUGCAACGAAGGAAAAGGCCACGACCAGAAAAAAAUGGGUGGACCAGAAUAAUAGUCUCCAAGAAAACAACAACCCAGACUCCUUUCUUUUGCCAACUUUCUCUUUUGCAGUGGGGGUAUCGAGGCAGCCGUUGGACAGACAUGGGUGGGGAAACUGGCAUUCUGCCUUGUGCCCUGACCUCUCUGCUCUUAACGCCCACUUUCAAAACAGGGCCUGCUUGGGACAGAAAAGGUGCCCUCUAGUGGCAGCCGUCGUAGCAUAAGCUCCUCCCGCUUGGAGCAGCCAGUUGAGAAAAGGGGAGCUCACACCAAAUUGAAAGGUGAGACUGCACAUGUUUUUGUGUGUGUUUGUGUUAGAUGGCCGUGAUAUAAAGAGCAGUCUGCUUUUGUUUUUCUUUUUGCAAGAAUCGUGAGCCUUCAGUCCUUGUUAUAUUUAUCCCUGGUCAUGGUUCUAUAGAAGUAUGCAUCUUGUAAUUAUAUUUUGUAUGUUAUGUAUAGUAUUUCAUAUACAGUGGUGCCUCGCAAGACGAAAAGAAUCCGUUCUGGGAGUCUCUUCGUCUAGCGGUUUUUUCGUCUUGCGAAGCAAGCCCAUUGACGGGAUUAGCGGAUUAGCGCUAUUAGCGCUAUUAGCGGCUUUUAGCGGCUUUUAGCGGCUUUUAGCGGCUUUUAGCAGCUUAUCAGCUUAUCAGAUAAGCAGAUAAGCGGCUUAGCGACUUAGAAAAAGAGGGGGGAAAGGGAAAAAAAAAACCAGGAACUCGCAAGACAUUUUCGUCUUGCGAAGCAAGCCCAUUGCAGAUUCGUUUUGCGAGGCACCUCCAAAACGGAAAACUCUUUCGUCUAGCGAGUUUUCCGUCUUGCGAGGCAUUCGUCUUGCGGGGCACCACUGUAUUGCAUACCUUUAUGAUAUAUAUAUAUAUAUAUAUAUAUAUAUAUAUAUGGAAUAAUUAUAUUUUGUAUGAAAUGUAGCUUUCAUGUAGGUGUAUGGGUUUUAUCCAGUGUCCUACUCAGAGUAGACCGUUGAAAUUAAUAGAUAUGGCUAUUCAUUUAAAUAAAGUUUACUACAAGCAGAACUUAUUUGGAUUCCACCCUAUUUUGCUUACUGUAUUAUGGCAUUUUUCAGUUGUAGGGUAAUCCCUUGCUACCAAGAGAACACGUUUGCAGGUUAAUAAAGCAAGAAGGUUUUUAUUUUUCUUUAAAACUCUGUUAACUGUGCUGUUCUUUUGUGUUCAUUCCUGGUUAUAGUUAUACUCCAGUUUUUUCUCCUAAGAGCUCAAGAGUUUGUGGUUCUUCUCACUCCCCAUUUCAUAUUCACAACAACUCUGUGAGUUAGGCUAGACUGAGAGACUGUGACAGCCACCCCCCCAAGAUGACCCAGCGAACUUUCAUUACUGGGUGGGGGGAUUUGAACCCUAGUCUCCCAGGUUCUAGUCCAGCACCCUAACCACUGCACCACACUCCUGCUCCAGAUUUUAUUACCUAUACUGUACUAGUUCUAAAGGAGCAGUAGCCCUUUAAACUAGGGAUGUAACCGCAAUCCUAAAUUUGGAUGAUUUAAGGCUACUGAGUUAAUGGAUGACAAACCGGUGAACUGGUUCCCCCACUAACUGUGUUUGAACUCCUCCUGAGUGGGGAGGAACAGAAAUAUUUUUUUCUUUUGAUGGACAGUGUCAGAGGUGAGUGCCGUGUCUGUGUGGCUAUUUAUAAGCGUAAUGCCUAGUAAUAAAAAAUAUGGAAUUGAAAUGUUGUGCAUUCAUAUUCAGAAGUUUGCAUUUGAACUUCCAGGAACUCUAAUUAAAUCAUUUUUUUCUGUUGUCCAGGUGUAAAGAAUUGGAGAAUGGAGGAUUUUUUAAAUUGUAUGUUUCUUUAAAAGAAAUAUAUGGGGCUGGAUUCAAUGAAUGUGUCCCACUAGUGAAAGCUUGCACAAGAGCUUUCACUAGUGCAGUGGGGCUCUCCCCCAUUGGCUCCCUCCUCUGCCCCCCAUGUCCCCCAAGUCUUUGGGGGUUGGGAGACCCCCCCGAAUGGUGGUGGAGGGGGAGAGGGCAGAUCCUUCCACCAGGCAAGCCGAAAUGCUUUUGCUGACAGAGUGAUCUCCUUAGCACUACGUUGAAUUCCUCCCCAACCCAUAAUAUAUAUUUUUUAAUACAAGGGAGCAUUGCAAGCAAGAUUUAUACACAGAAUGGUAGAACAUAAUAUUUUUGCCUCCAGAUCCUGACUCCUGAUUUAGGCACACCUGAAUCAGUUUCUGCUACAUAUGACCGUUACCUCAGAGUAGACCCGCUGAAAUUUUGCUUGCUGCUUUUUCUCUCCACACACCCACCAGCACUAGCAAUCUGCCGUGUGCAGUUCAAUUUUUGUUUUAACUGGGGCUUCUUUCAAAGCACAUUUGAAGCACGCAGCUCCCCCCCCCCAACCCUGGGAACUGUAGUUUGUUAUGGGUGCUGGGAACCACAGCUCCGUACAGGGGCAAACUAUGAUUCCCAUGAUGCUUUGGAAGUGUGCACUAAAAAUCUAAGACCUGACUGACCACCACAGUGCAAAAUUGUGAUUUUAUCUCUUUUAACUACAACAUAUCACUGUUCUCAGGCCUUCUCUUCUCUGCCAUCUCUUUCCUCAGGCUUUCCCUCACCGAGCUCCCGGGCCCAGAGUACGGAGCGGGGCCGGGAGGAACUACAGGCCCUCAGAACCGAGGUUUUGACAUUGCGGCGGCGCCUGGAUGCCUCGGAGAGCCAACGCAAAACCCUCCUUGAGGCUUGCUGGCAGCAAGAGAAAAGCCGGGCCUGGGCCCAGGAGAGGCAGUUGGUCCCAAUGGUGGGAGCGGCGGCCUGGCAAAAGACAAAGGGCUCCCCAGAGAUCCAUGGGGGUUGCCAGGCCCCCAGGAGCAAAGGACAGGCUUCAGUGAUGGCGGCCGGUGGGGAAGUCUCUGUGGCAGAAGAGGUUGUGGCAGAAGAGGUUGAGGAGGAUGGAGGGGCGGUUGAACCCGAGGCUGCGGCAGAGCCAGGGAAGGAGCUGACCUCGGACGUAGAGACGUCUGAAACAGGAGAAGAUGCGCCAGCCACACGGCAGGCCCAUGGGGAAACUGAGGCAGAGAGCCAAGGAGGCAGGACCCCUGACCCGGAGGGGAACGUGGAAGGUUUGCAGGAGGACCCACUGGACUUGGCCUCUGGCAAGGCCCAAGCCGAAGCCCAAGCCAUCUUGGCCCAGGAAAAACUCCAGGUCCUGCAGGCCACGCUGGGGAGGCAGACGGAGCGGUUGGCGCGAGCCAUGGAGACCCAGAGCCGCCACGUGGAGGAGCUGCUGGCGGACGCCGAGGAGAAGGAGCAGCUGAUGAGGAGCCUCCGCCAGGAGCUGGAGGAGACCAAGAAAGCCUUGGAAAUGGCCGACGCCGAGGGCCAGAGGCUGCGGGCUCUGCUGGGGCAGAGGGAGGCAGAGGGGCACCAUGCAGAAAGCCCCUCAAACACCUUGGAGGUGUGCGGAGGCAGCGAGACCUCAGAGGUCCCUCUGGUGUCGGCCCAGCUGCAGGGAGGCAUGUUGAGCAUUGCAGAUGUUGGUCUGCCCAAAGAGAAGCAGGUGCAGCCGGGAGUCCAGGAACAAGUAAGUUUAUUCUCCUCGAGGUGUGCUAGGAAUCUUUUAUGGAUUUUAAUUGUUGAAAGUGUCUUUGUUCCGCCAAAACAAAAGGCCCCUGGACCAGAUUACAAAGGUCAUUGAUGCUAUCGGUCCCCGCCUGUGGCUUGCAAUAUAAAAGACACUGCACAAAAGGAAAAGGAAUUCGGAGGGAGAAGGAAAAAAAGCCAGAUCCAAGGCUUACACUAUUUAAAGAAAGAGAGAGUGAUGACAUUUGGAAUACAUAUAUAUAUAUAUAUAUAUAUAUAUAGGGGGGAGGGGGUGCUAAGCACAAAAUUCCUCUUGCCAGGUGUCUGGGCUAAUCUCUUGUAAGCAGCCUUUUGAAAUUAGGCCUCAGGCUAUCCAACUUGUUGCACUGCUUUCCCCUGGGGAAAAUCACUCUUAGGCUCUCAAUCAGAGCAAGCUGCAGCUCUGGUUUUCUCUGGAUUGAUGUUUGCUCCAGUUUAGCACUAAAGCUUGGGUUUUCCCUGGGAAAGGAUCGGGGCGAGAGGAAAACGGCUCUGACCCAGGUCUAGAAAGUGCAAAUCAAGCAGGGGGCAAGCGGAAGUGUGGGUGAGCUCUUAGCGGUGUCUGUUUUCAUGGGUGAUUCUCUGUCUGCAGCUGGAGGCCUCUCUUGCCCAGCUUCAGCAGGAAAACCUGGACCUGCGCAAGGAGCUGGCUACCUGGGAGGCCUGGCACCAGAAAAGAGGAGAGGAGGACACCAUUGGCCCCUGUGAACUGGCUGGCUCAGGAAAUGGCAGAGAAGCAGCCGAGACGGCAGAUGGUAAGGGGGGGGGGCAUAGACUAUAGGGGGGGAGAGAAUCCAAACUGGGCGCGGAAGAGAAGAGGAAUAUAGUGGUACUUCGGGUUAAGAACUUAAUUUGUUCUUAACCUGAAACUGUUCUUAACCUGAGGUACCACUUUAGCUAAUGGGGCCUCCUGCUGCUGCUGCUGCUGCUGCACUGCCACUGCACGAUUUCUGUUCUCAUCCUGAAGCAAAGUUCUUAACCCGAGGUAAUAUUUCUGGGUUAGCGGAGUCUGUAACCUGAAGUGUCUGUAACCCGAGGUACCACUGUACCUUGUUUCGUGCACUGGGAAAUCAUCAGCAGCAUACAUUAAGUACUAUGAUGUCACUUUAUACAGCCAUGGCUCCCCCCCCCAAAAAAAAUCCUGUUGUCAAGGUUGCUGAGAGACUAUUCCCCUCAGAGCUCCGGUUCUCUGAGUACUUUCCAGGGAACUCUGGGAAUUGUGGCUCUGUGAGGGGACUAGGGUUCUCAGCUCUCAGGACCCAUAACAAACUACAUUUCCCAGGAUUCCUUGGAGGAACAUGGAGCCAAAUAUUUCCCUUUUUUUUGAAAUAGCAAUGUUUUUCCUUUUAGCACAGGAAGGUCAUGGGGGAAACCAGACAUCUCUUCUUUUGUCAUCGCACUGUCCUUAGGUUGCAAGCACACCUUACAUUUAGAACACACAGCCCCCCCAAUAACCCCAAUUUGCUAAGGGUGCUGGGAAUGGUAACUGUGAGGGGCAAACUACAACUCCCAGGACGGUUGGGUAGGGUGCUUUAAAUAUCUGGUGUAUAUGUACCCUAAUUCAAGGUCUCUGUGUCUUGCAGUUCCUGAAGCUUCCCAGAAAAGAGAGCCCUUGUCUCAGGGGAGCCGACGAAAUGUCCAGACCCAAACUGAGGGACCAGAGUGUGGCCAUCGGCGCAGGGAACGUGUCUCUGUGGCCUUUGAUGACACUCAGUAUGAACCCUACGGGCUCCCUGAAGUGGUCAUGAAAGGUAUGUGGGAAAUUGGGAAGAGAAAAAGGAAGCACCACAAGGCCAUCAGUGGUGUCAUGAGGUGAGUUUAGAGUCUGGACUUAAUGGGCUUACGGUGGAAACCCUUUUUUUGAUGGUUUUAUAUAUAUAUAUAUAUAACUUUAAAUAAGGUUAGCAGCAAGCCUGGUUACUCUCGGAGGGCCCCCCCUUGUUUAUCUGCUCAGUGAGGCCCCGGGCAUCUGCCCCAAAGUCCUGUUCUGAGCUGCCACUGCUUGACAUCGGCCCUUUGAGGAGGCUUUUUGUAGCAGACUGGCCCAAUUAAACAGACCACAUUUAUAUCACUAUGAUGCCACUUUAAACAGCCAUGGCUCCCCACAAAGAAUCAUGGGAACUGUAGUUUGCUAAGAGUGCUGAGAGCUUUUUCCCUUCACAGAGCCAGAAUUCUGAGAGUUCCCAGUGAAGAGAGAUGGAUUGUUACACCACUCUGAGAACGGCAGCUUUGUGAGGGGAGUUAGUGGUCUCCUAAUAGCUCUCAGCACCCUUAACAAGCAAUAGCUCCCAUAAUUCUUUGGGGGAGCCCGUAGCUGUUAAAGCAGUAUAAUAGUGCUUUAAAUCAGAGGCGGAUUUAAGGCAGCACAACCGGUUCCACUGCACUGGGAGCCGAGCCUAGCUGGCGCCACAACUAUGACGUAAUGAAUGGAGCAGAACAAAAAUGCAGCCAGAAAUACGGUUAGAAUGUAUAUAAUAAUAAUAAUAAUAAUAAUAAUAAUAAUAAUAAUAAUAAUAAAUUUUAUUUAUAUCCCGCCCUCCCCAGCCGAAGCCGGACUCAGGGCGGCUAACAACAAUCAAAUAAUCAAACAAUCAAAUAAUCCAACAUUCUAAAACAUUUCAUUAUAAAAAUUAAUUAAAAUCAAAUUAAUGGCAACCGUUAAGCAAAGUUCUGUGCAGGUUGCCAGAGGAGAGAGUCAGGCUGGGCCCUGACCAAAGGCCUGGUGGAACAACUCUGUCUUGCAGGCCUUGCGGAAAGAUGUCAGGUCCCGCAGGGCCCUAGUCUCUUGUGACAGAGCGUUCCACCAGAUUGGAGCCGCAGCCGAGAAAGCCCUGGCUCUAGUUGAGGCCAGCCUAACCUCUCUGAGGCCUGGGACCUUCAGGAUGUUUUUAUUUGCAGACCGUAGGUUCCUCUGUGGGGCAGGCGGUCCCGUAGGUACGAGGGUCCUAGGCCGUAUAGGGCUUUAAAGGUUAAAACCAGCACCUUAAACCUGAUCCUGUACUCCACCAGGAGCCAGUGCAGCUGGUAUAGUACCGGAUGAAUGUGAUCUCGCAGCGAAGACCCCAUAAGGAGUCUCGCCGCGGCAUUCUGCACCCGCUGGAGUUUCUGGGUCAGUCUCAAGGGCAGCCCCACGUAGAGCGAGUUACAAUAAUCCAGUCUGGAGGUGACCGUCACAUGAAUCACAGUGGCUAGGUCAGGGCGAGAGAGAUAAGGGGCCAACUGCUUAGCUUGGCGGAGAUGAAAAAAUGCCGCCUUUGUUAUAGCUGUAAUCUGCGCCUCCAUAGAGAGGGAGGUAUCGAAGAUUACACCCAAACUCUUAACGGACGGUGCUGGCACUAAUUGCACCCCGCAAGAGAUGGGAGUUGCCCCCAAUCCCAUAUCGUCCCGUCCCAGCCAGAGGACCUCUGUCUUCGAAGGAUUUAACUUCAACCGGCUUCCACGUAACCAUCCAGCCACAGCUUCCAAACAUCUGGUCAGUGUGUCUGGGGCCGAGUCAGGAUGGCCAUCCAUCAACAGAUAGAGUUGGGUGUCAUCGGCAUACUGAUGGCAACCCAGCGCAAAACUCCGGACAAGCUGGGCGAGGGGGCGCAUAAAGAUGUUAAAAAGCAAAAAUGUUUGUUUAACGGGAAAGUGCAUUGAAGAGCAUGGGAUGGUGCUAUUUUAGGGGGAAUGCAUACGAUAGUUUGCAUGCAAACUUUUCAGGUGAAAGGAGAUUCUUUUCAACUUGAAAACAUAGCAGAAAGGACACCCCCACCACUGUGUCUGCUUUAGCAAAUCUGGCCUCGUUUCUCCCCUGCAGGUUUUGCUGACAUCCCAUCCGGUCCCUCUUGCCCAUACGUUCUCCGCCGGGGCAUUUUGGGAAGUGCCCCCGUUGCCCAGCUGGCCCCACGAGCAGAACCCGAAGAGGAUUCCCCUGAGGCAGAGGAGGGGACGGGCGUCUGA